Arabidopsis thaliana (thale cress) is the source of this 1059-nucleotide messenger RNA. Its product is annotated as AP2/B3 transcription factor family protein. Bases 1 to 1059 code for a protein of 352 amino acids. NCBI's taxonomy places the organism in Eukaryota, Viridiplantae, Streptophyta, Magnoliopsida, Brassicales, Brassicaceae. Gene Ontology annotation, biological process: regulation of DNA-templated transcription. The record is from RefSeq and is marked reviewed. The transcript has a single exon. Gene Ontology annotation, cellular component: nucleus. Gene Ontology annotation, molecular function: DNA binding; DNA-binding transcription factor activity; transcription cis-regulatory region binding.
AUGGACGAGAUGAGCAAUGUAGCCAAGACAACGACAGAGACUUCAGGCUUAACUGACUCUGUCUUGAGCCUCACGAAACGCAUGAAACCUACUGAGGUUACGACCACCACAAAACCUGCCUUGUCCAACACGACGAAAUUCAAAGGAGUUGUUCAGCAACAGAACGGUCAUUGGGGUGCUCAGAUUUACGCAGACCAUCGAAGGAUUUGGCUUGGAACUUUCAAAUCCGCUCAUGAAGCCGCUGCUGCUUACGAUAGCGCAUCGAUUAAGCUUCGAAGCUUUGAUGCUAACUCGCACCGGAACUUCCCUUGGUCUGAUUUUACCCUCCAUGAACCGGACUUUCAAGAGUGCUACACGACAGAAGCUGUGUUGAACAUGAUCAGAGACGGUUCUUAUCAACACAAGUUCAGAGAUUUUCUCAGAAUCCGGUCUCAGAUUGUUGCGAAUAUCAACAUCGUGGGAUCAAAACAAGUCUUAGGAGGAGGAGAAGGUGGUCAAGAAUCGAACAAGUGUUUCUCGUGCACGCAGCUUUUUCAGAAAGAACUGACACCGAGCGAUGUAGGGAAACUGAAUAGGCUUGUGAUACCUAAGAAGUAUGCAGUGAAGUAUAUGCCUUUCAUAAGCGAUGAUCAAAGCGAGAAAGAGACGAGUGAAGGAGUAGAAGAUGUGGAGGUUGUCUUUUACGACAGAGCAAUGAGACAAUGGAAGUUUAGGUAUUGUUACUGGAGAAGUAGCCAGAGCUUUGUCUUCACCAGAGGAUGGAAUGGUUUCGUGAAGGAGAAGAAUCUCAAGGAGAAAGAUAUUAUUGUCUUUUACACUUGCGAUGUCCCCAACAAUGUGAAGACAUUAGAAGGCCAAAGCAAGACCUUCUUGAUGAUUGAUGUUCAUCACUUUUCAGGCAACGGUUUCGUGGUUCCCGAGGAAGUAAACAAGACGGUUCAUGAGAUUUCUGAUGAAGAGAUGAAAACAGAAACCCUCUUUACCUCGAAGGUAGAAGAAGAAACCAAAUCAGAGGAGAAGAAAGGAGGGUUUAUGCUGUUUGGUGUUAGGAUCCAAUAG